GGAGAUUUCUUUCAGGGUGGGGUCAGGGUGAGGUAGGGUGGUGUGAGUGUCGGUGUGAGUCUCAGUGUUAGGCUCAAUUACCAGCCGCUGUUCGGGAAAGGAGCCCGCGCUCCUCCCCCCGAACUCGAGGAACGGCCCCGAGGAACGUAGACCGGACUCGAGAAAACGGCGGAAAUUCGCGGAAAUCGAGCCUAUCUCAGUGUUGGUGCCACGGUUACAUGCCCUGUUUCAGUUCGUUUAAAAAAUUAUGUGAAAUGGUGCUUGCGCGCUAGGUUCCCAACUCCUUUGCGUUUUCACUGAAAAAAGAUCCCUUUGAAGAGAAAAGAAGCCCGGAGAAGCCUGGAAAUGAGGCUGGACGACACGUCGCCCUGCUGAUUGAAUUGAUUCAAUUGAACAGAAAGUUUGCGCAAUUUUUGCCAACUUUAAGGGUAUUCUUGAAAUAAAUCUCUCACCAAGAUGGAAAACAACGAUUUUAAUCAUCGUGGUGAAAAACGUCGUAGACAGAUCCGCGUUUGGACCGAUGGUUGUUUCGAUAUGGUACACUUUGGUCACGCAAACGCUCUACGACAAGCCAAAGCAAUGGGCGACGUCCUUUACGUAGGCGUUCACUCCGAUGCAGAAAUCACUCAACACAAGGGUCCACCGGUGUUUAACGAGGAAGAAAGGUACAAGAUGGUUAAAGCGAUCAAAUGGGUCGAUGAAGUCGUUAUGAAUGCUCCAUAUGUCACAACCAUCGAGACUCUUGACAAGUACAACUGUGACUUUUGUGUUCAUGGAGACGACAUCACUCUGAGUGCAGAUGGAAAAGAUACGUACGAGGAAGUGAAGUCUGCGGGCCGAUACAAGGAGUGUAAAAGAACUGCAGGGGUAUCAACGACAAACCUUGUGGGAAGAAUGCUUUUGAUGACCAAGGAGCACUUUGACAGGGCACCAUCACCCAUAGGAAAUUUGGACCCUGGUCAGGUCAGUAGGGCCAGUUCUGAUCCAUCUGCCAAGAGCCCCUGGACUUGUGUAUCCCAUUUUCUGCCCACUUCACAGAGGAUCGUCCAGUUCUCAGAUGGCAGGGAGCCUAACCCUGGAGACAAAAUCGUUUAUGCAGCAGGUGCAUUUGAUCUCUUUCAUGUCGGUUUGCUGGAUUUCCUUGAGGCAGCCAAGAGUGAAGGAAACUACCUGAUAGUUGGCCUUCACACUGAUCAGGUCGUUAACCGCUACAAGGGGAGUAACUAUCCCAUCAUGAGUCUACAUCAAAGAGUACUGAGUGUCCUGGCAUGUCGUCAUGUUGAUCAGGUUAUCAUUGGUGCACCUUAUAAAGUCACCAAUGAACUGUUGGAACAAUUCAAGGUGGAUAUAGUUGUUCAUGGUAAUACUAAUGUUAUGAUGGAUGAAGAUGGUACAGAUCCAUUUUCAAUUCCAAGAGAAAGAGGAAUUUUCAAGGCCAUCUCCAGUGGCUCAUCAAUUACAACUGCUGACAUUGUUGAGAGAAUAAUUAACCACAGAAUGUUGUAUGAGGAAAGAAACAAGAAAAAAGAAAAGAAAGAAGCAGACUGUUUUGCAGCCAUGGAAAAGAAAAAGUUUGAAAACCUAGAAGAAAAGCCAACGGUCUAACUGUCAGCUGUGGAUUGCAAUAUCAUUGUCAAAAUCAUCACCACCACCAUCUCUGUUGUUGUCGUUGUGGUCAUUGUCAUUUUCGUCAUCAUCAUCAUUGGGAAAGUCAUUAUUUCAUCCACAUGCAUAGGUUCUUCAGUAUACGCUUUUCAGGCCAGACAAGAAAAGUAACUCUUCCUUGCUGCUUGUGUCUGUUCUGCCAAUUCCACAUUUUAGGAUUGUGGUUUUGGUUAUUAUGACUGAGAAAAUUACUAAAUUGCGAUUGGCAGAUAGCAGGCCAAUAUAUCAUUAGUUUUUAAUGUGCAUUGCAGUUCAAAUUAAGUUGUUUUCGUAAUUUUCUCAGACAUAUAAUGUAUGAGUAAUUGUGUGAAAGCUCAAGCAAAUAAAAAUAUACACUACUUAGGAUAUUCCUGAAAGGCAAAUGUAAUUGUAGUGUAAAUCCCUGAUUGUACUUGCAUUCAUACAAUUAACAGUUACUAUACUGAUUUUGAAUCUUAUUACUUUAAAGCAAAAUUUUAGUUUACUGUGCAUUUGAAAUUUUUUAUACAUGUACAUGUGAGUUGACUUAUUUAUUAGAUGCCACUCUUCUUGUUAGGCUAUCCAUGAAAAACAAACAAGAAUGUGAAGAAUGUGCAAGUUGAGAAUUUUAAAACUGAAAUUUAUAAGUUCUACUAGUUAGAAAUAUGUUGUAGAAUUUUUCCAAGAGGCAAGGAAUACUUUCUCUGUGGAAUCAACAUCAAGUUAACAUAGGUCAUAUUAUUGCAAUUCAGGGACUAUUCAGGUAAUUUGUUUCAAAAUCAGGUCAGCAUGGAAAUAAAAUUAUAAUAAAUUGUUCUCAUAUUUUGUGGGAAUGUAAUUUCACAAAAAUGAGAGACAAAUUUUCUGUGACUUAAACUUUGCAGUUUGGCAAAAAAAUCAUACUGAAAAGAAUAAAAUUUUCCUAAAAUUUACCAAAUGCUGAUCUGAGUUUACAAACAGGUACUGCAGUGUCUGAAUCAAUGCCACAGAUUUUUUAGUAGAAGCCACAUUUUACAAUAUUGAACAGAACCAAAACUUGAAACAGGUUGACUGUGUAAUUGAGAGAAAGAGAGAAUGUUAUCAAUGUUGUGUAUACUAAGUUGAUGUUUUGGUAAAUUUUUAGUUUUUUACUGGCAGGUAUUUAAUUUCACAAUCUGUGUGUAGUCAUGAAAAUUGCAAAACGUAAGUCCACUUAAAAUACAUGUAACAAUGUUACAAGUG
This is a messenger RNA of Orbicella faveolata, 2844 nucleotides long. Its product is annotated as ethanolamine-phosphate cytidylyltransferase-like. The record is from RefSeq and is a predicted model, not a curated record. Gene Ontology annotation, molecular function: ethanolamine-phosphate cytidylyltransferase activity. Gene Ontology annotation, cellular component: cytoplasm. Lineage: Eukaryota; Metazoa; Cnidaria; Anthozoa; Scleractinia; Merulinidae. Gene Ontology annotation, biological process: phosphatidylethanolamine biosynthetic process.